Syngnathoides biaculeatus (alligator pipefish) is the source of this 1581-nucleotide messenger RNA. RefSeq names its product LIM homeobox 2b (gene lhx2b). Gene Ontology annotation, molecular function: RNA polymerase II transcription regulatory region sequence-specific DNA binding; DNA-binding transcription factor activity, RNA polymerase II-specific. Lineage: Eukaryota; Metazoa; Chordata; Actinopteri; Syngnathiformes; Syngnathidae. The transcript is spliced from 5 exons. The coding region runs from base 1 to 1254 and encodes 417 amino acids. Gene Ontology annotation, biological process: regulation of transcription by RNA polymerase II; neuron differentiation. Gene Ontology annotation, cellular component: nucleus. The record is from RefSeq and is a predicted model, not a curated record.
AUGGACAUCUUGGCUUUUAGAUCCGAAGAGAAUAGUUAUAAUAUUCUGCCAUCUGCGGCCGCGAUGCUUUUCCACGGCCUCCCCGGAGGCGACCUGCACGGCGUGGUGGAGGAAAUGGACCGCAGAGCAAAGAGCGAGACAGCGGCCAUCAGCUCAGCCAUCAAUAUGGGCGAGUCGGAGAGGGCCACGCCGUGCUUGACAACAGAGCGCGUGGCCCUGUGCGCAGGCUGCGGGAGGAAGAUCGCUGACCGCUACUAUCUACUGGCCGUGGACAAGCAGUGGCACAUGCGUUGCCUCAAGUGUUGCGAAUGCAAACUCAACCUGGAGUCUGAGCUCACCUGCUUCAGCAAGGACGGCAGCAUCUACUGCAAGGAGGAUUAUUACAGAAGAUUUUCAGUCCAGAGAUGCGCUCGGUGCCAUCUCGGCAUCUCUGCCUCAGAGAUGGUAAUGCGGGCUCGUGACCUGGUGUACCACCUCAACUGCUUCACCUGCACAACUUGCAGCAAGAUGCUGACCACCGGGGACCACUUCGGCAUGAAGGACAGCCUGGUGUACUGUCGGCUGCACUUUGAGACUCUCAUCCAAGGAGACUAUCAGACACAUUUCAACCACGCGGACAUGGGACACAAGGGCCUGGGCUCGGCCAACACGCUUGGACUAUCUUACUUCAACGGCGUGGGGACGGUGCAGAAAGGCCGGCCCCGUAAGAGGAAGAGCCCCGGGCCCGGAGCGGAGUUGGCAGCUUACAACGCAGCGCUGAGCUGCAAUGAAAAUGACAGUGAGUCCAUGGACAGGGAAUCCCAGUACAGCUCAAGUCAAAAGACAAAGCGAAUGAGGACGUCCUUCAAGCACCACCAGUUGAGAACCAUGAAGUCCUACUUCGCCAUCAACCACAACCCAGAUGCCAAGGACCUCAAGCAGCUCGCCCAGAAGACAGGCCUCACCAAGCGGGUCUUACAGGUCUGGUUCCAGAAUGCUCGAGCCAAAUUCAGGAGGAAUCUUCUGAGGCAAGAAACCACCGGCGCAGACAAGACCUCUGACGGCUCCACACUGCAGGGCGGCACGCCGUCAGGCCCGGCCUCAGAAAUCUCAAAUGCCUCCAUGAGCCCCUCUAGCACCCCCACCACGCUUACAGACUUGACCAACCCCACUAUGCCUACAGUAACCUCCGUGCUCACCUCAGUCGCAGGUGGCAUGGUGGACAUCCACGAGUGCAGGAGCCCGUCACAGACCACACUGACCAGCCUUUUCUGAUGGACGGAGGCUGACCACAACCUCUGCUAUACCCUGCUGAAUCUCAAGCGAAGUUGACUCAUUUUACCGUGAAGAUUAGAAAAGUACAAAUUACAGAAAUAAAAAAAAAAAAAAUGGUUGACCUUUUUCUCUGAGCCUAUUGAAAACUUUGCAGAGUGAGAUCACCAAGUCUCACGGAUGGAGCUGUUGUUAUUUAGAUGUCGUCUUGUUGAGAACUGAAAAGACUUGAUCUGCAUUUUACAAUGUUUACAGAAAGUGACUAAAGGGGAGGGGAAAAAACUGCUUAAUUUUUGGAAUGUUUUCCAACACAGUAUUUAUGUUGUGGUA